AUGGCGUCUGCGCCCGAAAACCGAGAGCUGCAAGCAACUACUCCCGCUGCCGAACAAGACAACGAUCCUACACAGAGCGACAAAAAGCCAUGUAGAUCGCCUGUUCACCCUAUUCCACAGUUGCAGGGCCCGUUCGAAGAAUCAAUCUUUGAAGCAACCCAGGAAAAAGACACGCAAUGGAUCGUCAAUCUUGACGCCCAGUCUCGGAGAAAAGAGUUGCUCGAAAAUGCCGAGUAUGAACGACUCUGUGGGAGAAAAUGGCGCCAACGAGCUGGCGAAAGGCAAGUGAAGUUCUAUAUAACCCGAUCAAGAGCACUGUCCUUAACGACGAUCAACAAGCUAAUUGGUCACAGGUAUCAUCCUCUGUGGAAAUUGAUCUCUCAGAUUUCAUUUGGAGUACAUUUGCUGGCCAAAGGAUUGGCGAAAUCCAAACUAGAAGUUUUGAAGAUCCUCCAGCGUCAUGUGGAUGAGCUUGACGGGUUCAUUGAGAGAAACACCGAGGACUACUUCAUCAUCCAGGUUGACGUCCGCACAAGAAUCCAGUAUCUCAGCCUGCCCCUCCAGAAUUUGGAUGUUUUUGAUGAAAUGUUGCAGGAUCGCAACUUUCGCCUCACUAUGAUUGAUUACAAUGAGCAGAUCGAACAUGCAGUUGAGCGAUUUACCAUGGCAGUGAAAGACUCCCUCAAAGACAUCCAGAAAGGAAGAGAAGCAAUUGGUGCUUUGUGGCGUUAUAUCGGACAUUCGGCGAAAGAAAAUAGGCCCCUCCCCAGUGACUUGGUUGCUCUCUAUAACGCUAUGCUGGCGAACACGGAAGGUUGGAAUAUGGCGCUGUCUAAACUUAGCAGAAAGGGAAUGGCUCUUGAGUCAGCUCUUGCGCAGCUCGGUUUGGCCAUCAACGAGAUGCAACGGCGCAUAGGGGUUGCAAGCAGGAAAGAUGUGGUUGGUAUCCCGCAAUGCAUUUUCCUCAUAAAUCUCAGUAGGGGCGGAAUAUUGAUUUUCAAGCUAGGUGUCACUGCUUCAGAAUCCUAA
This is a messenger RNA of Aspergillus fumigatus Af293, 1029 nucleotides long. The record is from RefSeq and is a predicted model, not a curated record. NCBI's taxonomy places the organism in Eukaryota, Fungi, Ascomycota, Eurotiomycetes, Eurotiales, Aspergillaceae.